Messenger RNA from Oncorhynchus masou masou (cherry salmon), 2934 nucleotides. RefSeq names its product trichohyalin-like. Gene Ontology annotation, cellular component: secretory granule. NCBI's taxonomy places the organism in Eukaryota, Metazoa, Chordata, Actinopteri, Salmoniformes, Salmonidae. Bases 164 to 2548 code for a protein of 794 amino acids. The record is from RefSeq and is a predicted model, not a curated record. The transcript is spliced from 7 exons.
UCAGACUACAAGAGUCCAGCUACCGCAGCAGAACCCACACAACCGCUCUUACACACACGGAUGGAGAACGGGAGCUGGCUUGGCGGUGAUGUGUUUAGACUUUUUGGUCUAUUUAUCAGCUCUUUCUUAGGUCAUUUCUACGGGGAGAAAAUCUAAGUCUUCCAUGAUGAAACUUGUGUUGGUUUUUGCUGUGGUUGCGUAUUUCUUUGCAGAAAAUCUAUCACUUCCCGUUGGAGAAGAACGACAGCGAGAGGAUGUGGUAACACGGUGCUUGGUUGAGGUCCUGUCCAAGGCGUUGACCAAACCUGACUCUCAUCCUCUGGAUCAGGAAUGUAAAGAUAUUCUCAAAGCAGGUGCCCAACAUGCUGUUCCUGUGGAGAAGAAAAGUGAUGAGGUGCUGACUAAUGAAGAGGGCAAAGCACAUCAACCUGAUCCUGAGGCACCAGGGGCCGACGUGAAAGACAUCGAGGCCCUCCUGAAGUCUGUGGAGGAGAAGAGGGAGACACCGGAGGAUGAAGAUCGCAGCCAGGAGUCAUGGGACCUCAACUACGAGAAGGAGAAAAGGAUUUGGAAACCAACGCACAGGUAUCAUCAUAAGAAACCCAAUCACAAACGUGAUGAGGAGGUUUCUGAAGAUGUGAGAGAAGAGCCAGAAGAAGAACGUAGUCAGGAAUCCUGGAGCCUGGGCAAUGAGAAGGAGAAGAGAUAUAGGCCUACCUAUCGGUACACCCCAAAGAAACACCACAAACGAGACGAAGAGGGUUUAGAGGAAGAGAGAGAAGAGCCAGAAGAGGAACGUAGUCAGGAAUCCUGGAGCCUGGGCGAUGAGAAGGAGAAGAGAUAUAGGCCUACCUAUCGGUACACCCCAAAGAAACACCACAAACGAGACGAAGAGGGUUUAGAGGAAGAGAGAGAAGAGCCAGAAGAGGAACGUAGUCAGGAAUCCUGGAGCCUGGGCGAUGAGAAGGAGAAGAGAUAUAGGCCUACCUAUCGGUACACCCCAAAGAAACACCACAAACGAGACGAAGACGGUUUAGAGGAAGAGAGAGAAGAGCCAGAAGAGGAACGUAGUCAGGAAUCCUGGAGCCUGGGCGAUGAGAAGGAGAAGAGAUAUAGGCCUACCUAUCGGUACACCCCAAAGAAACACCACAAACGAGACGAAGAGGGUUUAGAGGAAGAGAGAGAAGAGCCAGAAGAGGAACGUAGUCAGGAAUCCUGGAGCCUGGGCGAUGAGAAGGAGAAGAGAUAUAGGCCUACCUAUCGGUACACCCCAAAGAAACACCACAAACGAGACGAAGAGGGUUUAGAGGAAGAGAGAGAAGAGCCAGAAGAGGAACGUAGUCAGGAAUCCUGGAGCCUGGGCAAUGAGAAGGAGAAGAGAUAUAGGCCUACCUAUCGCUACACCCCCCAAAAACACCCCAAACGAGAUGAAGAGGGUUUAGAGGAAGAGAGAGAAGAGCCAGAAGAGGAACGUAGUCAGGAAUCCUGGAGCCUGGGCGAUGAGAAGGAGAAGAGAUAUAGGCCUACCUAUCGGUACACACCAAAGAAACACCACAAACGAGAUGAAGAAGACGAAGAGCGCAGUCAAGAGUCCUGGAGUCUGGGCGAUGAGAAAGAAAAGAGAGAGGAGGAUGAUGAGGAAAGAAAGAAGAGGAUCUGGAAACCCACCCAUCGGUACCACCACAAGAAGCACCACAAACGCAGUGAAGAUCCUUCAGAGGAAGAGGAGGAGAAAGAUAAGAGAAUUUGGAAACCCACACACAGAUAUCACCACAAGAAACACCACAAACGAGGUGCUGACUCAUCGGACGAGGAAUCAGAGGAGAAGAGAUCAGAAGAGUCAGAGGAAGAGGAGGAAGAGGAUAGAGAGAAGAGAAUCUGGAAGCCCACACACAGAUACCACCACAAAAAACACCACAAACGUGAUGAGGAGCUUUCAGAAGAAGGGAGAGAGGAGCCAGAUGAAGAACGCAGCCAAGAGUCCUGGAGUCUGGGUGAUGGAAAGGAGAAGAGAGAUGAGGAUAUGAUGAGAGAUGAGGAUGAGAGAGAAAAGAGGAUCUGGAAACCCACCCAUCGGUACCACCACAAGAAGCAUCACAAACGCAAUGGGGAUUCCUCAGAGGAGGAAGACGAGGAGCGAAGGAGCGAUUCGGACGAACACGAGGAGGAGAAGAGGCAUGGAGAUGCCGAGGAGGACGAGAGACAGAGGGAUAGGCAGGAGGCUCUGAGGUACCUGGCAGAGAAGAGUCGUCUCCUGGGCGAGGUGUAUGAGAAACGUUCUCCCUGGGCUUACAGAGGAUACUACCACCCCGCCUGGUGGAAGAGAAGCAUAGACCCACACACACCAUUGCAUAAGAUGGAGGAACUGGCGAAGUUGCUGUCCUAUAAGAAUCACCAGCUGGCCAGCCAAUCAGAGCUGGCAGACGAGGAAAAGAAGAGGAGCGUAUCUCUAACCCCAGAGGAGGAGAAGGAGCUGGAGAACAUAGCAGCUAUGGACAUGGAGUUACAGAAGAUAUCUGAGAAGAUGCAGGAGGACAGGAGUGAAUAGAUAGACAGGCAGAGGCAUGCAGACAAGGAUGCUAAGAUACACAAGGUUAGCACACUGAGAUAGUAACGAGAGAGCGAGAGCGAGAGCGAGAGAGAGAGCGAUCGCCUGACCCGUCAACGUUCCGGACAAAAAAAAACACUAACAUCCAAGAGCCUUGCUGCAAAUUCUGCUGUGUUAACCUUUGUACCUGUGAAAUGUUGAUGUUCUCAAAAGAGACUGUUUAGUUAAUAUAUAAGUAUAAUAGUAUAAAGAUAAAGUAGAUGCUUUGCUAAUUUGUCCGGAUAACUAUAUAUUUAAAGUACGCAUGACAGUUUUGUUCAAACGUUUGAAUGGUUGUUUGUUCAGUCUGCAUUUAAUAAAAUUAAUUAUUCUGGGACCAAAUUUAA